GUACCAUGUCUGCACGACCCCGGCUGCAGUGACGGAUCUGGCCAUGGCGGAUGUCAAGCAGACCGAAGUGGCUGUGAAAUGGGCGCCGCCAAAGAACGACCACGGGGCACCAGUGAUUGGAUACAAGAUCUCCAUCCUGCUGGAUCCGCAGCCGAAUGCGCUGCCGGAGUGGUAUACUCUCUGCGAGUGCACCAAGUCCCUGAACCCUGUGUAUGUCGUGGCAAACCUCAAGGGCAAUACGGCAUAUCUUGUGGACGUCCGGGCCGUGAACAAGGUGGGUGCAGGAGACGCUGGUGAGUUCGAGAUAGUGACUGCACCAAUCCCUCCAGACCCACCGAGCAAGCCCUGGAUCGAGGAGGCGAGAGAUGGCUGUCUAAACGUC
This is a messenger RNA of Symbiodinium pilosum, 382 nucleotides long. The record is from the annotation of a GenBank genome assembly. NCBI's taxonomy places the organism in Eukaryota, Dinophyceae, Suessiales, Symbiodiniaceae.